AGGGUUCUGUAAACCACAUGAACUUGUUAGUCGAUCUCGAGACAUGGGUAUACAAAAAUAUUGUAUAAUGGUGCUUUGUGCCGUUUCAUUUUCCGUAGUACAGAUAUCAUCGAAAUUCGAUUUUACAAAUAUCAAGUGCAAUUCUUUCGAUAAAGAAUUCUCCGACUUUGAGCAUUGCUAUAUAAAACCGAUCAAUCGAAGCUACAAGUACGUGGCGGUUAAAGUUAAAUUAUUUAAAACGCCAAUUACAAAAGUCAAUAUAGGGAUCUUCAAACGAUUUAACGGAUAUAACGGCUACAGACCCUUUAUGUACAAUAUCACAGUGGAUGCAUGUAGAUUCUUGAACGAUACAAAACGAAACCCGACGGCCAGUUAUCUUUAUAGUUUCAUGAAGCCCUUCUCCAAUAUGAAUCACAGCUGCCCCUUUGAUCACGAUCUCAUUGUCGAUAAACUACCCAUACAAUUCGUUAAUGACCAGGUCACAAAGGUUCUCCCCGUUCCAGAAGGUGAUUACGUAUACGAAACGAAUUGGUUUGCCUACGGCAUAAAGAGGGCAGCGGUUAAGGUAUACGGAACUAUAUCCUGA
Drosophila erecta is the source of this 586-nucleotide messenger RNA. RefSeq lists its product as uncharacterized. The transcript has 4 exons. The coding region runs from base 44 to 586 and encodes 180 amino acids. Lineage: Eukaryota; Metazoa; Arthropoda; Insecta; Diptera; Drosophilidae. The record is from RefSeq and is a predicted model, not a curated record.